UUCAUUUUUCCCGAUUUGCGAAUAGCAUGUAAUGUAUGUGAGAAAAUCACAUUUUUUCACAUGAAUUAAGUCACUGGCAAAUAUAUUAAUUUAUUCCGUGUUUAAUCUGAAAGUAAUGGCUGGAAGCGAGGAACUAACCGGCCCUGUGCCUCAAGAUCUAGAAGCAGCAGAGAAGCUGAAAAAUGAAGCUAAUGAAUAUUUUAAACGGCAAAACUACAACCGUGCUAUUGAAUUGUAUUCUGAGGCGAUUGAGAAAAAUCCGACAAGUGCGGUUUACUAUGCCAACAGGAGUAUAUCUAAUUUAAGAUUAGAAAAUUUUGGAUAUGCACUAAAUGAUGCAUCUAAGGCUAUAGAAUUAGAUAAGAUGUACACCAAAGCUUAUUACAGGCGAGCAGCGGCGUACAUGUCCUUAGGGAAAUACAAAUUUGCGCUUAAGGACUUUGAAUAUGUAACCAAAGUUCGACCUAACGACCUUGAUGCGAAAAUGAAAUACAACGAAUGCAAUAAAAUAGCAAAGAAAAUUGCAUUCGAGAAAGCCAUCUCAGUGGAUAAGAAGGAGGUGAACAUAGCCGACACUAUCAACCUAGAAGAUAUGACGAUUGAAGAUGAAUACGAAGGUCCAAGCCUCGAAGAUGGUAAAGUAACACUGAAAUUCAUCAAGGAGCUGAUGGAAUACUACAAGGAACAGAAGAAACUUCACAAGAAAUAUGCUUACAAGAUCCUCAUUGACGUGAAGGCAUACUUCCAAAAGCAGCCAUCCUUAGUGGACAUCAAAGUGCCCGACGAUAAGAAGUUCACAGUUUGCGGUGACAUACACGGGCAGUUCUAUGACUUGAUGAACAUUUUCAAGCUCAACGGGCUACCGUCGGAUACGAAUCCUUAUUUAUUCAACGGUGACUUCGUGGAUCGAGGAUCUUUCAGCGUGGAGUGUAUCUUCACGCUGUUCAGCUUCAAGUUGCUGUACCCCGACCACUUCUUUAUGUCUCGAGGUAACCACGAGACUCGAGACAUGAACCGGGCCUACGGUUUCCGGGGCGAAGUCACGUCAAAAUACACAUCCCAGAUGGCAGAUUUAUUCACGGAACUGUAUAAUUGGCUGCCACUGGCGCAUUGCAUCAACAACAGGGUGCUGGUGAUGCAUGGAGGGCUCUUCUCCAAGGAUGACGUCACACUCGACGAUAUCAGAAACGUGGAUAGAAACAAACAGCCACCGGAAGAUGGUAUAAUGUGUGAGCUGCUCUGGUCCGACCCACAACCAAUGGUGGGAAGGUCGCCCUCAAAGCGAGGCGUGGGUUGCCAGUUCGGGCCCGACGUCACAGCCGCCUUCCUUGAGAAGAACGGCCUGGAUUAUAUCAUAAGAAGCCAUGAAGUCAAGAACGAUGGCUACGAAGUCGCUCACGAUGGAAAGUGCAUUACAGUUUUCUCAGCACCUAACUAUUGUGAUACAAUGGGUAACCUUGGUGCAUUCAUCACAAUGAACGGCAAAGAACUGAAACCUAACUUCACAUCUUAUGAAGCUGUGCCACACCCAGACGUGAAACCCAUGGCCUACGCCCAUUCGCUGCUAAGCAUGUUUUGUCAAUGAUCCGAGGACCUAUUGUCAAGUAACGACGUCGACUUUUUAUCAUCAUAAAUAAGCUAUGACGUCACUUGACAAUACUCCCAUACACUAACUUCUCGAUUCCCAAAUGAAACCAGUGUCAGAGAGUUCCAUGUGAAAUCUAUGCCCCUGGUACACAAAACUAGAUUUUUCUUCGGUUCUUCGAUGAUGGAAAUGAACUUUUAAGUCAUUUACGAAAGUAAAGUGUACAUAAUAAUUUUAACCACCCCGUACCUACCCUUAAAGGUAAAACAUUGGGCAGAGCCCUUCACGAUCCUCUAUAAAGUGCUAAAAUGAAACUAAAUUCUAAUAUCCAAAUGUAUGUGAUUCUGGAAGCCUUCUGUUUUGUAUGUAGCGGCAUUUAAUGACGCAAAAUUGAAAAAUGCCUUUAUAAUGGACCUCGUGCAUUAUGCUAUCCAAAAAUAUCUGGAAAUGUAAACAUUAGUAACUUUAGACAGCAUAAUGCGGAAUGAAGCCAUUUGUUAUAUAUAUAUAUAAUAAUUUAGAAAUGCCAAUGUAUUUUCUAGCGUAUUUAUUUGCGUCUUAAGCCAUUUGGUAUAUUUUAACUGUAUAAUAUCUAAGUCAAUAAUGUAGUAUGGACAAUAUCUUCAUAAUAAGACUGCGAAUAUCGCUUAAUGAUUUUCUUAAAUGAUGUUUUUUUCAUUUUAAAAAAUGUAAUAAAAAUUGGGUAAAAUUGGAUUCACUUUUUAAGCUAUUUUCGACCUUAUUGUCUAGUACUAAAUUAAUAAAUAUGAAAAAUCAGAGACAAAAACCAUUGCUUUUACUCUGUUAAGCAAUAUUUUUAAUUGUGGAUAAAUAUAAGGUAGUUUCUAUGCCUAUUUAAAUUGUAUUUAUUUAGGCUCUGUAAGCAAUCAUCACGCCCUAAUUACAAUUCGUUAAUUGAAGAUGAUUCGAAUGCUCGAUUUUUAAAAAGUGAAGAUUGAUGUUUUCAUUCAUUGACAACUGGCAACAUUGUCAUGUUUGUCAAGACAUUGUUUAUAAUCUACAAACGUCAAUUAAGAAUUAUUUACAAUUUUUUUUUAUUAUACCUAAGAAUUUAUUAUUUUUUAGAAUUAAAUGUAUUGUUUGAAUGAGCUAUUGCCAAACCGAGUUUCAUUAAUAUCCAACCAAUAUGUUAUAAACAAUCUCUUUUAUUGUUCUAUAUCAAAAUAAUUAUAAAUAACCUUUUAAUCAAAUAGGCUUAAGCCAAAGAAUCCCCAUUUUUAAUAUGUAUGAUUUUUGUGAUUCUUCCUGGCUACUUCUAAACAUUUUUUUAAAGAUACUUCGAACGUUCAGGGUAAAUAUUUUCUUGCAAGUUAUCAGUUUUAAUGAAUGAAUGAAUAUAAAGUGCCUGAUUGUGUAUAUCUUGGGAUUUUAUACCUAUCGAUUGAACGAAUGGUAAUUAGGGAAUUCGUUUUUAAUUUGUGCUAAGUACGUUUAAGGUUAUGGAUGUGUGUAACCCCCUAUUGUCUAUGGUUCAUGUACAAAAAUGCAUUUUACACUGUAACCGCCAGUGUUGCCAUUAUUUAGUUUUAUAAUUUUAACUCAAUGUUGCAAUGUUUUUUUUUUUUCUUUUAAAGUAAAUUUAUUUUAUUUGAAUGUAACAGUUUUAAUUACUUAUUCCAUAUGUGACAAAAUAUAGUCCUUAAUAUACUUAAAUAACAUCUAACAUCACAUAAAUAUUUUAAAUAUAUAUAUUAUAAUAUGGCCAAUUAUGUUUAAUGUACAUGCAUGUGAUACAUUUUAAACUUACACAUGUAUUGCAUUUGGCUAUUUAUUGAGUAACUAAUAUAAAUUAUAAUUUAUGUAUACAUUUAAUAUGAAAUCGAUAAUAUUAAGUUACCAUACUACCAUUGUCUGUAAUCGUUACUUGUAGGGUAUUUAUAUAGUAAUAAGCAAUUUGCAUUGUAACAUUCGCUUGGCAUACACUAUAAAUUCAUUCCAAUAGCAGUUUUAUAAAAGAUAACGAGAUUUUUUAACUCAGUUUUAAUGCAAAAUACUCAAGUAAUACUCAAUUAUUCAUAAUAAAGAUUUUGAUAUUUUACCCGAUUCUGUUUUACACAAUCUUAUUUAAAAACACUUUGAUAAAACUUAAAAUGUAUUUGUGUCUCGUGUAUCGGGUUAAAAACUGUAGCAAUAAGACUCGACAGCAGGAUUAUAAUAAGACUCGUUAGAGCGCAGGAAGACUAUUAAUACGCGCGUAAAUAUAUGGCAGAUAGUUGAUAUUUUCACACAGAUUUCGGAAAAAUUAUGAUUACAUAUUGUAAUCGUUAAUCAUUAAUCUGAAUACAUUUUCUCAAGUCUGGUUAAUAUCAAUACGACGAUGAUUGUUUCCGCACAGUCGCUUAAUACAUACGCAGGGGACGCCAUAUUGAAUAAAGCUAUUCUUGACGGGAGAACAAUUGAUAUUUAUCCGAUAAACGAACCUCUCAUAGGUCACUAAGGUUUUGUCGUCCUUUCCAAUCUACUAUAGACGUCCAACUACGUUGGACCUUUCAAGUUAUAUUAUAGAUUCUGUACAAUGGAUUCGACAACAAUAUAUCAACGAAUGAAUUAAUACAUUGUUCCAGAACACAAAGUUCAAAAAUUUAGCUGAAGGUUCAAAUUACAGACACUGACUGGUGAAAUUAAAUAAAUACUUAAUCAAAGUAAUUCGUAUUUAUUGAAUGAAUUUCAAAAAAAUUAAAGCUUAUCCAAUUCGAUUUACAUUAAAUACGAACAACACAUUAAUAUUGCCAUCCUUAAAAAAUAUCGUAUUAGAAUCGUCAGUAUUUUAUAUUAUACACAGUCUCCUAGUUAAGCUGUAAACGAUUAGUGAAAGUCAGGCAAUUAAGGGAGGGCUAGACAAAGUGCAUUCGAAAACUGUCAAAGCGAUUUUGAACUUUGCUUGUCUAAAUUAUUCAAUAUAUAUAUAAUACGUUGAUCACGUGAUCAAUCGAAUACGUAGACCGUUUUCAAAUUUUUGGUAUUUUCUUCGAACAAAAAUCUUCAAUCGCUGAGGCUUUGUAUAGACCCGUUGGACGUUCAUUGGUCGUCUAAUCCGUCAUCGGCUACUAUCGAACAAUGAUAGGAUUAAUGUCAAAUUAAUUAAUCUGACAUUUCUAUAAUUGAAGGUUAAGUAUAACAGAAGCGCAAUAUAGUAAAUUUACUUUUGA
This is a messenger RNA of Nymphalis io (European peacock), 4755 nucleotides long. RefSeq names its product serine/threonine-protein phosphatase 5 (gene PpD3). Lineage: Eukaryota; Metazoa; Arthropoda; Insecta; Lepidoptera; Nymphalidae. The transcript is spliced from 9 exons. Bases 116 to 1585 code for a protein of 489 amino acids. The record is from RefSeq and is a predicted model, not a curated record. Gene Ontology annotation, molecular function: protein serine/threonine phosphatase activity; protein binding. Gene Ontology annotation, cellular component: nucleus; cytosol.